This is a messenger RNA of Cephus cinctus (wheat stem sawfly), 5185 nucleotides long. RefSeq names its product protein SNQ2-like. NCBI's taxonomy places the organism in Eukaryota, Metazoa, Arthropoda, Insecta, Hymenoptera, Cephidae. Gene Ontology annotation, cellular component: plasma membrane. Gene Ontology annotation, molecular function: ATP hydrolysis activity; ATP binding; ABC-type transporter activity. The coding region runs from base 1132 to 5118 and encodes 1328 amino acids. The transcript has 26 exons. Gene Ontology annotation, biological process: transmembrane transport. The record is from RefSeq and is a predicted model, not a curated record.
AUGGUGGCCAAGUGCGAGCGGUGCGAGUAACAUGAGAGAAGAAGAAAAAGUGUGCAAGCUUGGUUGUUGCGGGUGAAAGCAAUUGAGAGACUGGGCUGUGUUACCUGAUCAGUCACAUUGCGAACGCGUUAGGCGUCGCGACGCUCAGCGCUAUCAGUGUUAUAAAGUAAAUCUAACAUCGCGUUCCCUCGCAAUAAAUAAAUGCAAAGUGGUUUGCAUAGGAAAUUUUAUCUAUUAAUCCUUAAAAAAAUUCAAUAUUGUGAUUAUAAAAUAAUUGCGCUUACAGCUUGACGUAUCUUCGUCGAAUAUAACGAAUCUUAGAUAAUAACGAGCACUUGCCUUUAUCAGUAAUUAGAACUUGAAACGACGGUAGAAAUUUGAGUGGACGACCUUACCUGGUGAAAAACUUCUUUUCGUUUCUCCCCGUGGAAGUUCUUGGGACACGGGUGAUCGUAAAACCUGGCGUGAUAGCUGAUGCGCUUACGCAAGAGGACACUUAAGGUUGCAUAAGUCUGUGCUGCUGGAUGUUUCUUCAUUUGCCUCAGCUGAUAAUACAUUAUUUCAGAAGGUGUCAUGUUGUACGCGACUUCAAAUUACAUGCAGCUUAGAUAAAGGAUAGAAUGGAUGUUAUCAGACGAAACCCAGUCUACUAGACGUCGUCACAGUACGUUAUCUAGUUUGUUCUUACUGAGGUGUUACUAAAGUUUAUGGAAAUAAAACGAAUUAUACAAUUGGGUUUUUAAAUAAGAUUAACCCUCUCUCACUAAAGCUUAGUGUGAAAUACAAAAGUGCUCGUACUGGCCAGUGAAAAUAUAUGGUACUAAUGUAUGAAUCCUACUUAACUGGAUAUAUUAUCACUCUCCUUUAAGGACAUCUGUUUACAUGACUUGGAUAGUUUGCAUAAAAUGAUUACAAGAGCAUGAUUCAUGAGACUUUGUACGAUUGUGUAACCGAACAUUAGUGUCGAGAAAGUGGAACACUAUGAGGAUGUAGAAGUAAAGUGACGAAGAUCAAAAGUUAAAGAAGAAGGGGAGUAUAAAGUUCUCUGAUAGUGUACAGCCAUUUGUAAAAGGUUCAAUAGUGAAUUUCUUUCUUGUUCUACACACUCGGUAAGGAUCCUUCAGAUUAAUUAUGACGGCCACGGACGAAACGGAACCUUUGAUAGCUACAACCCCUUCCGGUGGUUCGGCAUCAGCAUUGCUGACUGCCUCUGGUAGUAAACAACGAGUUAACUAUAAUUCAGUGACUUUUGAAAGCCACGGAAAUGGAAAGGAUGUGGCUUACGCUGGUGGGAGCCCGGAAGACUGCGUUCGAAUGGAACCAAUAGCCACUGAAGGGGCUGCAGCGUCAUCUACCAAUUAUCAAGGUGCCGGGAUGCCUGAUAAGAUUACGUAUACUUGGAGUGACAUCAAUGUCUACGUAUCUGGUAAGAAGGAUCGAUUUUGGAAACGAAUCUUCAAAGGAAAUAAACUUGUCGAGCAGAAGCACAUACUCAAGGAUGUGUGCGGAGUGGCGUAUCCUGGUGAACUACUCGUCAUCAUGGGUUCUUCCGGCGCUGGAAAGACUACGCUGCUCAAUGCACUGACUUUUCGUUCUGGUCGUGGAGUCACUGUAUCAGGAAUCAGGGCUGCAAAUGGACGUCGUGUUACUUCUACCGUUCUUACCUCAAGGACGGCUUAUGUACAGCAGGAUGAUCUUUUUAUUGGUACUCUUACCGUCAAGGAGCAUCUUCUGUUUCAAGCCAUGCUUCGUAUGGACCGCGAUAUUCCAUAUCGUCAACGCACCAAACGAGUUGACGAAGUCAUAUCCGAGUUGGCUUUGACAAAAUGUAAAAAUACAAUAAUCGGCAUACCAGGACGUAUAAAGGGUCUUUCCGGUGGUGAAAUGAAAAGAUUAUCCUUUGCGUCGGAAGUCCUAACUGAUCCUCCGUUAAUGUUCUGUGAUGAACCAACUUCCGGUCUGGAUUCCUUCAUGGCACAUCAAGUAGUAUCCGUUCUGAAAGCUCUGACCGCCCAAGGAAAAACUAUCAUUGCAACAUUGCAUCAACCAUCUUCUGAGCUUUUCGCAUUGUUUGAUAGAAUUUUGUUAAUGGCGGAGGGCAGAGUCGCAUUUAUGGGUAACGCUGAACAAGCAUGUGAAUUCUUUAAGACGUUGGGAGCAGCGUGCCCAAGGAAUUAUAAUCCGGCUGAUUACUUCGUCCAAAUACUGGCAGUGGUGCCGGGUCGAGAAGCAUCCUGUAGACAUUCAAUAAAUUCGGUCUGCGACACGUUCCAGCGAAGUGAACAAGGCAUAAAAAUCGCCCUCGAAGCCGAAGCAGUUCAUGGAGAUUUCGAAGAUUCCUUAAGAGACUCGACAACAACAAAAUCUCGUUCAGGUUCGCCAUACAAAGCCUCCUGGUGUGAACAAUUUCGAGCAGUUCUUUGGCGUUCCUGGCUCUCGGUGAUCAAAGAACCAAUCCUUGUUAAAGUGCGACUACUACAGACGGUCAUGGUGUCUCUUCUUGUUGGCGUCAUUUAUUUCGGUCAGCAAAUAGAUCAAGAUGGCGUGAUGAACAUAAACGGUGCUCUCUACAUUUUUCUCACGAAUAUGACGUUCCAAAACGUUUUUGCCGUGAUCCACGUGUUUUGUGCGGAAUUACCAAUAUUCCUGAGAGAGCAACGUAAUGGGAUGUAUCGGACUGAUAUAUACUUCAUUUGCAAAACUCUGGCGGAAACUCCAAUUUAUAUCGCUGUACCUUUUAUAUUCACUAUGAUUGCGUAUCCCAUGGUAGGACUUUGUCCAGGAUUCAAACACUUUUUCAUCGCUACUAUGAUCGUCGCACUCGUAGCUAACGUGUCAACUUCCUUUGGUUAUCUCAUCUCCUGUAGCAGCAGCAGUCUAUCGAUGGCAUUGUCAAUAGGUCCACCCGUUAUUAUACCGUUUUUACUCUUUGGAGGAUUCUUUCUGAACACAGCGUCUGUACCAGAGUACUUCACGUGGUUCUCUUAUCUCUCAUGGUUUCGAUACGGAAAUGAAGCGUUACUUAUUAAUCAAUGGUCGGAAGUGGAAUCGAUAGCGUGCACACGAAGUAAUGCCACCUGUCCAAAAACAGGUCACGUAGUACUUCAGACAUUCAACUUUUUCGAAGAAGAUUUUUGGACGGAUGUGGUCAGCCUUGUUGCUCUGAUCAUAGCCUUCCGGUUCUUAGCAUUUCUAGCUCUAUUUUCUAAAACGUUCCAUAAGAAAAUUAUGGAAGAUAUACUUCAGGAGCUGGAGGACAGAACCCAAAUACGACAUGAGUCGUAUUCUGCAACAUCUGAAACGAAAGGAACGACAUUAUCAUGGCGAGAUCUUUGUAUUUAUUCAACAUCACGUGGAAAUCAAAUUUCGAAACAGCUGGUAAACAAUGUACGCGGUGCAGUGAAAUCUGGAAAUCUUACGGCGAUCCUUGGUGGGAGCGGUGCAGGCAAAACAUCACUUAUGACGGCCCUGGCGUUUAGAACGGCCCCUGGUAUUAUUGCCCACGGUGACAUUCUUGUUAACGGACGUCUUGUGGAUUCGUCAUAUAUGAGACAGCAUAGCAGCUUCAUGCAUCAAGAAGAUAUCUUCAUCGGUACUAUGACAGUCAUGGAGCAUCUAACCUUUAUGGCACGCAUGAAGCUGGAUCGGCGAAUAAAGUCAUCGGAAGUUCGACAAAGGAUAGACAGCCUUCUCCGUGAGGUCGGCCUGUCAUGUAAACGAAAUACACGAAUUGGUAGCGGUGGUGCUGACGAUAAGGUUUUAUCAGGAGGAGAAAAGAAGAGACUGGCAUUCGCCACUGAAAUGCUCACGGAUCCCAAGAUUCUCUUCCUGGACGAACCAACGACGGGUCUUGAUGCACAUUCGGCUAGCGUCCUUGUGUCUCGACUAACCUCAUUUGCCUCACGCAAUCGAACUGUCCUCUGCACAAUUCAUCAGCCUAGUUCUGCGACCUUUGACUCGUUCCAAAGAAUAAUCCUCAUGGCUGAUGGACGCAUAGCUUUUUCUGGCACUAGCUCUCAGGCUGUCAAUUUUUUUGCAAGUCAAGGUUACGAAUGUCCCCGCAGUUAUAAUCCAGCCGAUUUUUUAGUGGCGACAUUGGCCAUUGCUCCAAGAGAUGAAGACAGUUGCAGGAGAACCGCGCAGAGGAUAUGCGAUGCAUACUUGACAAGCGACGCUUGCAAGGAACUCGACGUAAUUUUGCAAUUGGAAUUGCACAUUGCUCAAUCAUAUGACUGGAGGAAAAAUCUUCAGGAUGACAGAAAUUUCGCAGAACCACACUGGUAUUCGCGAUUCUACUGGUUGACUCAUCGAGGUCUUCUUCAGGUAGUACGCGAUCCUUCUGUGCAGCUCCUGAGGAUUCUUCAAAAGCUGUGCCUCGCAACAAUGGCCGGUCUCUGCUUCGUGGGCGCGGUUAAAUUCGAUCAGAGAGGGAUCCAGGCAGUUCAAGGUGUAAUCUUCAUUCUGGUUUCGGAGAAUGCAUUCUUCCCGAUGUACGGAACACUUUCGGCUCUUCCUCAAGAGUUACCACUUUUCUUAAGGGAAUACAGAUCUGGCAUGUAUCCUGCCCAUCUUUAUUAUUUGGCCCGGGUGAUGUCUUUGAUGCCUGGACUCAUCAUUGAACCUAUUUUAUUCACUGUGAUCGUUUAUUGGAUGGCAGGAUUACGUAAUACUAUAGAAGCCUUUUCUAUGACGCUUGUCGUCGUAGCCUUCACUAUGAAUGUUUCCACAGCUUGUGGAUUCUUCUUUUCGGCUGCAUUCGACAGCGUACCGUUGGCGAUGGCUUAUCUCGUGCCCUUUGAUUAUAUUCUUAUGAUCACUAUGGGUCCUUUCAUUAGGCUGGGAUCAUUGCCAAUAUAUGUGCAAUGGGUCAAGUAUAUAUCUUGGUUGUUGCAUUCGACUGAAUCACUCAGUAUAGUUCAAUGGAAGGAUGUACAUAAUAUUUCUUGCGAAACAACCAAUUCGGAUCUACCUUGCAUUACCGAAGGAUCCGAAGUGCUUAAUCGUUAUGAUUUUGACGAAGCGAAUUAUUGGAUAGAUAUUUUAUACAUGUCGAUCAUUUACACCGGAUUCCAUCUUCUCGGAUAUUUUUGUCUGUGGAACCGUUGCCGUUCAAAGUAAAUAACUGUAUUCGAGCUGAUACGAAUCUAUUUGCACUAACAACGAAUAAAGCAAGAUAAGUUAAAUU